GUCACAAAGCCGCACAUCAACAAAGUUCAUCACUUCAAAACAGAGUGCGCGUCUUUUUCGCCGGCAAAAGGUCAAUAAUUUCCCCGCAAAUUUACUCCGCCACACGAUGGUCUCGCCGAAGACGCAGGUCGAGGAGCUGCAGGAGUACUUCAAGACGCACAACAAAACGCGCGAAGCCACCAAAGCACACAGCGCCAAGGUUCACUCCGUCGGCUGGAACUGCGACGGGAAACGGCUUGCGUCCGGUUCCUUUGACAAGUCGGUGGUCAUUUUCACGCUGGACCGGGAGCGGUUGAACAAGGAGAGCACGUACCGUGGCCACACCGGUUCCGUGGAUCAGCUGUGCUGGCACGCGUCCAUGCCGGACCUGCUGAGUACGGCCAGCGGGGACAAGACGGUGCGGAUAUGGGACGCCCGCGUGGGCAAAUGUGCCACCAUCAUCAACACCAAGGGGGAGAACAUUAACAUAACUUGGUCUCCGGACGGGAACACGAUUGCCGUGGGCAACAAGGAAGAUCUGGUGACGUUCAUCGACGCCCGGAUGCACAAGAUUCUGGCCGAGGAGCAGUUUUCGUUCGAGGUGAAUGAGAUCGCCUGGAGCAACGGUAGCGACCUGUUCUUCCUGACGAAUGGCCAAGGUUGCGUGCACAUCUUGAACUACCCGGAUCUGAACCUGCAACAGGUGCUAAAGGCCCAUCCGAGCACGUGCAUCUGCAUUGAGUUCGACCCAACGGGGAAGUACUUUGCCACGGGUUCGGCUGACGCCUUGGUGUCCCUCUGGGACGCCGAAGAGUUGGCCUGCCUGCGAGUGUUCUCCAGACUGGAUUGGCCCGUGCGAACCAUUUCAUUCAGCCAUGACGGAAAGCUGCUUGCAUCGGCCAGCGAAGAUCUGAUCAUCGACAUUGGAGACACCGAGACGGGCGAAAAAGUGGCGGACAUUUCCGUUGACGCGGCCACCUUCACCGUCGCCUGGCACCCGAAGCAGUACAUCUUGGCGUACGCUUGUGACGACAAAGACGCCAACGACCGACGCCGGGACGCGGGCAGCUUGAAAGUGUGGGGCUUCACCGAGUAAAGAAAAGCCUUUUGUAUUACAAUUAGUCUAAAUAAAAAGCUCUUUCUAUUGCCAAGUCUCUUCCUGAUA
Culex quinquefasciatus (southern house mosquito) is the source of this 1144-nucleotide messenger RNA. RefSeq names its product THO complex subunit 3 (gene tex). Gene Ontology annotation, cellular component: THO complex part of transcription export complex. Bases 107 to 1075 code for a protein of 322 amino acids. The transcript has 2 exons. The record is from RefSeq and is a predicted model, not a curated record. NCBI's taxonomy places the organism in Eukaryota, Metazoa, Arthropoda, Insecta, Diptera, Culicidae. Gene Ontology annotation, biological process: mRNA export from nucleus. Gene Ontology annotation, molecular function: protein binding.